Molecule: messenger RNA, 623 nt
Organism: Racocetra persica
Lineage: Eukaryota; Fungi; Glomeromycota; Glomeromycetes; Diversisporales; Gigasporaceae
Source: the annotation of a GenBank genome assembly
AUGUCUAGCAUCAGUAACAGUGAUCAACAAAAUUGCACUGAGGGUGGUGAUAACAGCGUGUUACUAAGUGGUGUUAAAGGGAAUAACAUUUUUUCAGAGUUAGAGGCAGAUUUCAGUAGGAUCGAGACUAUAUUUGACACACUACUUGCUCGACCUUUAAGCGAAGUAUCUUCGAGAUUUCCACCAGCAGAGCGUGCAAGGCUAUAUUUACUAUAUGCGUAUUGUUGCAAUAAACUUACUUCCUUGUAUUUGGAAGUUAAUGGCGAGCCCGAAGCUAAAGAGGUCCUUGAACAAGAGAAACGUGUCCAAGAGAGUUCUAAUAGAGUUGAAAAUACGAUCAACCCACCACAACCCUCAUUAACCCUCAACCGUUCUGCUGCUGCACGCUUCAUUAUGCAUUCCUUACCAAAGGAACGUGAAGCAAAGGAUGAGGUUCGCGCAACGAGCUCGACGCACGCCCGAUUUGAUGAUUAUAGUGAGAGAAGGUUUAGUGGUUCUUCACCUAAUGACAGAAGGUUUAGUUCUUCAUCUAAUGACAGAAGGACUAGUUCUUCGUCUAAUGACAGAAGGUUUAAUUCUCCAUAUAAUGACAGAAGGUUUAAUUCUUCACCUAACGACAGAAG